Molecule: messenger RNA, 2143 nt
Organism: Scomber japonicus (chub mackerel)
Lineage: Eukaryota; Metazoa; Chordata; Actinopteri; Scombriformes; Scombridae
Product: probable E3 ubiquitin-protein ligase HERC1
Exons: 12
Coding region: 35-2143 (702 amino acids)
Cellular component (GO): nucleus
Molecular function (GO): protein binding
Source: RefSeq, a predicted model, not a curated record
CGACGGGUCCGACUCCUCCUCCUGCCCCGGGGCCAUGGCUUCCUCUGGAGGCAAAUCUCUGGACAGGAGCUCGUUCCUGUGCUCACCUGGAGACAUCGCCAGCGCCGACGCCUCGGAGAUGGAGGAAGGCUUCAGCGAGAGUCCGGAGGGUUUGGAGCAGGACAGUGCAGCAGCUUCCAGUGGAGCUCCUCUCAGAGGUCGCUCCGCCGUCGGCAGGAAACAUCGCUUUGAUCUGGCUGCUCGCACGCUGUUAGCCCGCGCUGCCGGACUGUACCGCUCGGUUCAGGCUCACCACAGCCAGUCACGUCGGGAAGUCUCGGCCCUGCAGCAGCAACAAGACCCGGGAGCCCUUUACGACUUCAACCUGGACGAGGAGCUGGAGAUGGACCUGGACGAGGAGACGAUGGAGGCCAUGUUCGGCCAGGACCUCGCCAGCGACACCGACAUUCUGGGAAUGUGGAUCCCGGAGGUACUGGACUGGCCAACAUGGCACGUAUGCGAGACGGACGAUCGGGACGAGGUGGUGGUGUGCGAGCUGUGCGAAGCUAACGUGGCUAACUUCAAUCAGCACAUGAAGAAAAGCCACCCGGGCUGCGGCCGAAGCGCCAACCGGCAGGGUUACCGCAGCAACGGCUCCUACGUGGACGGCUGGUUCGGAGGGGAGUGCGGCAGCGGGAAUCCUUACUACCUGCUGUGUGGAGCCUGCAGAGAGAAAUACUUAGCCAUCAAGAGCAAGGCUAAAGUUCCCAUCGUGGAGAGAUAUAAAGGACAGGCUCCUGACCUCCUGGGGAAGCAGGACAGUGUCUAUGAAGAGGACUGGGACAUGCUGGAUGUCGACGAGGACGAGAAGCUGACAGGAGAGGAAGAGUUCGAGCUCCUGGCCGGCCCGUUGGGUCUGAGCGAGCGAAGGAUCGUCCCCGAAGCGGUCCAGUUCCCCGACAGCGACCCGCUGGGAGCCACCGUCGCCAUGGUGACGGCCACUAACAGUAUGGAGGAGACUCUGCUGCAGAUCGGCUGUCAGACGUCGGUGGAUAAGAGUUCAUCGGGCAGAGUGACCCUCGGAGAACAAGCGGCCGCCCUGCAGAACCCCCACGACCGAGUGAUGGCUCUGAGGAGAGUAACGGCCGCGGCUCAGGUGCUGCUGGCUAGGACGAUGGUGAUGAGAGCGCUCUCCCUGCUCUCUGUCAGCGGCUCCAGCUGCAGCCUGGCAGCCGGUCUGGAGUCUCUGGGUCUGACGGACAUCAGGACUCUGGUCAGGCUCAUGUGUCUGGCGGCGGCGGGCCGAGCCGGUCUUUCCACCAGUCCCACGGCGGGCUCCGGACACAGCGAGAGACCUCGAGGAGCCGCCAAGGCCAGCAAACCCAUCUCCUGUUUGGCUUACCUCAGCACAGCGGUGGGCUGCUUGGCCUCCAACAGUCCCAACGCCGCCAAGCUGCUGGUGCAGCUCUGCACUCAGAACUUGAUCUCCGCGGCCACCGGCAUGAAUCUGACCACCGUGGACGACCCCAUCCAGAGGAAGUUCCUGCCCAGCUUCCUGCGAGGCGUAGCCGAGGAGAACAAGCUGGUCACCUCUCCUAACUUUGUGGUGACGCAGGCGCUGGUGGCCCUGCUGGCUGAUAAAGGAGCCAGACUCAGACCUGCUUAUGACAAGGCUGACAUGGAGAAACGAGGCCCUCUGGAGCUGGCCAACGCUCUGGCGGCCUGCUGCCUUUCCUCCAGACUCUCCUCGCAGCACCGUCAGUGGGCCGCUCAACAGCUGGUCCGCACGCUGGCCGCACACGACCGAGACAAUAACCAGAGCCGGCCGCAAACCUUCGCUGACAUGGCCGGAGAUCUGAGGAAGUGUUCCUUCAUCAAGCUGGAGGCUCAUCAGAGCAGAGUGAUCUCGUGUAGCUGGUGCAGUAAGAAAGGUUUAUUGGCUACGAUAGGAAACGACGGGACGGUGAGAGUGUGGAACGUCACCAAGAGUCAGUACACUCUGCAACAGACCUGCAUCUUUAAUAAGGAUGAUGGAUCCACAGAGGAGGGCAUGUCAGGUUUGGGCUCCCCCAGCGAUGUCUCCUUGUCUCCUCUGUCCUGGAGCGUCACAGGAAGAUAUCUGGCCUCCGCUAUGGAAAAAAAUGGUCAACAUCUGGCAAGUUAA